Molecule: messenger RNA, 405 nt
Organism: Mycotypha africana
Lineage: Eukaryota; Fungi; Mucoromycota; Mucoromycetes; Mucorales; Mycotyphaceae
Product: histone H2A.V
Exons: 3
Coding region: 1-405 (134 amino acids)
Cellular component (GO): nucleosome
Molecular function (GO): DNA binding; protein heterodimerization activity; structural constituent of chromatin
Source: RefSeq, a predicted model, not a curated record
AUGGCUGAUAGUGGACAAGAUAAGAAUUCUGGCAAUACUCAAGAUCUCAAGGAUAAGGUUCCUACUUUAUCACAAUCUGCUCGAUCAGGUCUCCAGUUCCCUGUUGGCCGUAUCCAUCGUUAUUUAAAAGCAAAGGGACAUAAUAAUGCACGUGUAGGUGCUAAAGCUGCUGUCUACACUGCUGCAAUCCUGGAAUAUCUUACAGCCGAAGUUCUCGAAUUAGCUGGCAAUGCCACAAAGGAUUUAAAAGUGAAGCGUAUUACACCCAGACAUUUACAAUUAGCUAUUCGUGGUGAUGAAGAAUUAGACGCGCUUAUCAAAGCUACCAUUGCUGGUGGUGGUGUUCUCCCUCAUAUUCAUAAAUCUCUCAUCACAAAUGCAAAGACUGGCAACAAGAAGAUGUAA